AUGGCGCGGCUUGCCCUCAUGGUCAUCGACAGCGCGUUUCUUGGGCACCUCGGCACGAGUGAGCUCGCGGGCUCGGCGCUCGCGACGCUCUGGACCGAGUUUCCCCUCUUCACCGUCUGGGGAAUGGCCUCGGCCCAAAUAGCGCUUUGUGGCCAAGCGUACGGCACGAAAAACUACGCUCUCAUGGGCAUCUGGCUGCAAAUGACGCUCAUUCUGAUAUCGAUCCUCGCUGUACCGACGACUGUGUAUUUUCUCUACGUCGACGGUAUCUUGCGUCUCACGACCGACGACGCAGUCAUCAUCGAGCUCGGCGCUCGCUUUGCGCAGCUCUUGUCGCCAAGCAUUUGGCCGCUCCUCGCGUACGUCUGUUUGCGUCAGUACCUCCAAGCCAUGGGUGUUGUCUUGCCCACCACUAUCAACGGCAUCGUCUGCAUCGGCAUCGACCCGAUCGCGCUCUUCCUCUAUGCAUUCGUCUACAAGAAGUACCAUCGGGGGGCGUGGGGCGGCUGGAAGCUCUCGGAGCUGACGUGGUCUCGCUGGAAGACGUUCUUCCGCAUGGCGCUGCCUCUGGGCCUCAACGACAGCUGUGACUUGCUCGGCGCCGCGGCGCUCUCGUUUGUCGUUGCCAAGAUGGGCGCUAACGUCAUUGCCACCAACGCGGUCUUGAGCAGCGUCUGGACGAUGGUCAAUGCCAUUUUUAUUGGCAUCGGUUUGGCUGCUGAGGUCGGUCUGGCCGAGCACCUUGGCGAAGGUCGACCGCGCGCCGCCCGCGCCCGUGCAUACCUCGGAUUUGCAGCUCUGGCGUGCGUUGUUGUCAUUGUCGCUUGCGUGCUGUGGUUUGGUCGGCGCAGUGUUGUCGGCAUCUUUACGACUGACGAGCGAAUCGUCGCCCUCUACACAAACGUCCUCUCACUGUAUGUUGCUGCCGCGAGCUUGCGAGCGCUCGAGAUGGGCUUCAUCACGUCGUUUAUGGGCAUGGGUCAAAUGGGCUUUGUCAUGAUCGUGACGAUCGUCGGUCUCUGGGGCGUCCAGCUGCCAUUAGCCUACUACUUUGGCAAUGCGAAAGAUCUGGGGCUUUGGGGCGUGUGGAUCGGGUCCUCGAUCGCCAUUGGCAUCAAGGUUCUCAUCCUAAUGCUUCGGUUUCGUCGGAUCGACUGGCAAAAAAUGGCGGCCGAGGCCAUGGAAAUCUCGGAAGUGCCGGGCGCCAAAAUCUCGAGUACCGACAUUGACGACGACGACCGCAGCAACUUUAUUUACGUGCUCGAGUCGCCCGAGAUGAACUCAAGGAACGAUGACAAACAUUGCUACCACCUCUCUUUAAUCUAG
Saprolegnia diclina VS20 is the source of this 1326-nucleotide messenger RNA. RefSeq lists its product as hypothetical. The transcript is spliced from 3 exons. NCBI's taxonomy places the organism in Eukaryota, Oomycota, Saprolegniomycetes, Saprolegniales, Saprolegniaceae. Gene Ontology annotation, biological process: transmembrane transport. Gene Ontology annotation, cellular component: membrane. Bases 1 to 1326 code for a protein of 441 amino acids. Gene Ontology annotation, molecular function: antiporter activity; xenobiotic transmembrane transporter activity. The record is from RefSeq and is a predicted model, not a curated record.